Molecule: messenger RNA, 1649 nt
Organism: Diabrotica balteata
Lineage: Eukaryota; Metazoa; Arthropoda; Insecta; Coleoptera; Chrysomelidae
Source: the annotation of a GenBank genome assembly
GAUCUGGCAGUAGUUGUACGUAAUGAAAUCCAACUACUAUCCGCAACUGGAUCCGUUUUAGAAUCUAGAAAACCGUUUUCUUCGUUAAGGGCAAUUACGUACGAUGGUAUCAGGGAUCAGUUUGUUGUCAGCGACACUGACAGAAACAACGACACAAUUUUCACUGUCCGCCUAUCCAAAGAGACUGCUACCGAACCAAUAAUACAUAGUCCUCCCGGUGACGUACAGGGGCUCGCAAUUGAUCCCGUAGAAGAUGUUUUAUAUUGGACGAAAGCUCUCGAGAAUACCAUAGCUUAUGUGAGAUUGAACAGCUCCGAGCACUUUCCUGAAACUUUUAUGGCUUUCACAGAUAUAGCCCCCCAUGCGAUUGCCAUUGAUGUUUGCAAUCGCUACAUUUAUUACACAACAAAUCCCUCAGGCAACAAGCCGACUAUUGAAAGAAGAAAAUUAGACGGCACAGAACACCAAAUUUUAGUUAAUGACACGAUUUGGACUCCGGUAGGUUUAGCGAUCGACUACAAAAAUCAACGACUAUAUUGGGCGGAUAGUAGAAUUGGAUCAUCAACUGGUAGGAUCGAAAGCAUCAGUCUUGAUGGUAAAGAGAGAAAACUCUUCAUGGAAAGAAAUACAGUGCAGCCUUUCGGAUUAGCCGUAGACGAAGAAGCCGUCUAUUGGACCGAUACUAACAACAACGCUUUAUACAAACUAUUAAAAACCGAAACAGAUCCGUCUACAGCCCCUGAGAAAAUUGCGCAUUUUGCAGAUACACCUAUGGGGUUAGUAGCGAAUUUUUUUAUGAACGACUGUAAAGGACUUCCAGAAGCUAUUAAAGAAUAUCAACAACACCAAAUGCAAUCCAACCAAAGUAAAGAAUUUGAUACAGAAGAAGUCUUCCAGUGUUUCAACGGCGGUAUCCUUAAAAACAACACUUGUGAUUGCAAACGUGGCUUUAGGGGGAAAUUCUGCGAAAUAUCCGUCUGCAGCAACGAUUACUGCUUGAACGGAGAUUGCUACCUAUCGUCAUCUGGUAAACCAACAUGUAAUUGCAAUAAAGGUUUUAUUGGUAACAGGUGCCAAAAGAAUAAAUGCGAUACAUACUGCUUAAAUGCAGGAGAAUGUAUUAUCACGUCGUCCAUGAAUACACCUACGUGCAGUUGUCUUGAAGGAUUCAUUGGAAACCGAUGCGAAUACAAUGAAGAAAUUUGUGAUUUGUACUGCAGCAACCAAAAAGACAGCGGAUUUCCCGAUGAAUUUCAAAUAAUGUGCAGGUGCAGUUACAUUUAUUCAGACAGAAACGACAGCUCUCCUCUCCAAUCUUCGUUACAAAGUCAGCCAGAUCUCCUUUCCAAGUUUCAAGAUCCUGUGGUUUACUUGUCGGCCAUCAUUUUAGUUUGUGUAGUGGUUAUCAUCGGCAUGUUAGUGUACAUCCACGUCGUUCAGAAGAAACGGCCCUAGAAUUCAGAAGCGAAUCAUCGUCAGCAAAAACGUCACUCCUCUUACAUAUCGACCACAGCCGAAUACAGAACAGUGCGAGAUUACAAUCGAGAACUGUUGCAACAUGAACAUUUGUGAAAACGCCAUGUUUCGAGCCGACAGGCGAGGACAAGAAGAAACUUCUAAUGAACAUGGAAGGCGAAGAUCUUUACUAA